AUGGAAAUUUUCUAUCUCUUUUCGGCGCUGACCACAUUCGGCAUACUUACAGCGCUUAGGAGUAUAUGGGGACUUAACGCUGACCGGUACGCAGCAUAUGGAUGCGUUUGCUCUGCAUGGGUCAUUGUUAUCGUUAACGUCUUCCUGCUCAAGUCAUUCGCUCUAGGAAAAGGUAAUGAAACCGUUACUCUAUACUUUUGGAUGCUAAUUGCUGCCAACUGUGUUGCAGGCAUUGAUGACAUGUUCAUGUUCACAGUUGCUUCUGAUGACGUUUCCUCUUACGAUCUGGGCGCAUCAUUCACCGGUAUUGUAGUCGGUCUAUUCCACUGGUGCGCAUUGAUAAUACUUAAGAAACGAAAAAUGGAUGUGAACUAUUGGCUUAUUUUCUAUCAACUCUUUGCGAUAUUGACCCUUUCCCUGUGUACUGCCGCCAUUUGGACCUGGUACACCUUUCAAGGGGGGUUGCUAGACAAAAUCACGAAGAAAGAAGCAUCACAGGGAACUGGUAAAGGGGGUGUAGACUCCGAAAAGGAUCAAACUUUCUUGCAGGCUUAUUGGGCGACGUUCGCCAUGACCGCUAUGAGCUCUAUGGGUUAUGGGUUUAUAUACGUCAUAUAUCCUCUUAUAUCGCCGUUUGAAAUGGUAGAAUUUGAGCAUCAGCACCCGAUACAAACUGCUUGUCUGGUUAUACACGCGGUCUCGGGAAUCCUGGUAUGCAUUCUAGACAAGUACUGUGAAUUGGGGAAGAAGUGGGCGGGGUCUCGCGCGUAUUACCAUUUCAUAUGGCUUCUUGCCAUACCGUUUCUAGGAAUUGGAUUCAUGUUUAUACGUGUUAUGCAUUAUCCAAAGUCACUUAUCGCAAAAGGCGUACGCAUGAAACCCGUGCUCGUAGGGUUUCUCACCGUGAUAUAUUAUUUUUCAGGGCGUUUCUUCAUCGGAGCUGCAUGUGCGGCUAUAGAUGGAAAUGCUAAAAAAGGUGAUUCUGAAGCAUCUGAUGUCAAGAAAUCUGAUUGUGAAAACUCCGCUGCUACAGGUUCUCCUGGCGGCACCCAAGCUGACUCAAAUGCCUCAGCUGCCCAAGAUGCUAAAAAAUCUGACCAUGCAUCAACAAUCUCGAGUAUGAACCUGGCGCUGAAUCUGCUGGUGCUCAACAUUAUUAAGUACAUAUCAGAAGCGUAUAUUGAGCAUUUCAGAGAAGUAAGGGAAGAAUACGAGUAUGGUGAGCCGUGGCCAACGGAGGGAAUGGGAGAACGCGAAGCAUUCUUUUACUGGCUUAAGCAAGGUGCUGUGCUUGGGUUCAAGAAUUUCAGGAAAUUGGCCGUUCAAAAUAUCAAGGCAAAGCUCUCACCGUAUAUCGCCCAAUAA
Babesia ovata is the source of this 1365-nucleotide messenger RNA. RefSeq names its product Tpr-related family member. Bases 1 to 1365 code for a protein of 454 amino acids. The transcript has a single exon. Lineage: Eukaryota; Apicomplexa; Aconoidasida; Piroplasmida; Babesiidae. The record is from RefSeq and is a predicted model, not a curated record.